Cucurbitaria berberidis CBS 394.84 is the source of this 1866-nucleotide messenger RNA. RefSeq names its product FAD-binding domain-containing protein. NCBI's taxonomy places the organism in Eukaryota, Fungi, Ascomycota, Dothideomycetes, Pleosporales, Cucurbitariaceae. The record is from RefSeq and is a predicted model, not a curated record. The transcript has 2 exons. Bases 1 to 1866 code for a protein of 621 amino acids. Gene Ontology annotation, molecular function: oxidoreductase activity; FAD binding.
AUGAGUUCUCACAUUGUUUCACUCCUGUUCGCGACAACGAUUCUACUGGUAUCUGUUCAAUCGCGCACACUCUUCCCGUACGAGGAACACCAAUUGACAAGAGAACACGUGGCCUCAUUGCCGGAAGAAGAUGCGGCGCUUCUCGCAUUCGAAGGCCAGUUCGAGAUCCAAGCGGUCAAUACAACGGACAAGCGAUGUCGCUAUGAUCCGUCCGACAAGAAGUGGCCAUCGGAGAAAGCAUGGAACAAAUUGCGAAGACAAUUGAGCGCUCCAGAAAUACUUAUAACAACCACACCUCAAGCAUCACUCUGCUACGGCAAUACGAAGAACGACGCGGGCUGCCAACAGCUGGCAAGGAAUUGGUCGAACUCGUACACGCACAUUGACGACCCCACCGAGGUUCUGUCGCCAAUAUAUCAGGGCCUUACGUGUCAACCACCGUCAAUAUACGACAUUGGGAACUGCACAUUGGGCGGAUACCCUGCUCGUGUCAUCAAAGCGAAGACAGUCUCAGACAUCCAAUGCGGUAUAAAUUUUGCGCGGAAUGACUACAUGCGCCUAGUCGUGAAAAACACGGGCCAUGAUUUUGCAGGUAAAUCUGCAGGUUACGGCGCACUUAGUAUAUGGACGCAUGGAUUAAAGGAUAUUCAGUUCUUUGAAGAUUAUGUGGAUGAGCCGGGUUAUCGCGGGCCUGCUAUCAAGGCGGGGGCUGGUGUACAGGCAUUCGAGCUGUACAAGUUUGCGAAUGAGCGCGGCGUUAUUGCAGUCGCUGGUGAGGGUCAGACCGUGGGCGUCUUUGGAGGCUAUAUCUUAGGUGGCGGUCACUCCCCGCUUAGUUCACUGUACGGCAUGGCAGCUGACCACGUCCUUGGUUUCGAAGUCGUCACGCCCAUUGGGGAAUUCUUGACAGCCAACUCUACGAGCAAUGCGGACCUGUUCUGGGCACUGAAAGGUGGAGGCGGAGGUACUUUUGGCGUGGUGUCGUCCGUCACGAUCAAAGCGUACAAAGAUAUGCCCGUUACCGCAGCUUCUUGGCAACUCGAUAGCUCAAAGAUUGGUAAAGACAAAUUCUGGGCAGCUACCAAGGCUUUUUUCGAUCAAGCCAUCAGCAACGUAGACAACGGCACGUACAGUUACUGGCUUCUUCUCCCCACCGGACCGGACUUCAUCUUCAUCAUGCAGCCUUUCUUUGCCCCCAACAAGACUGCUAACCAGCUCAACACCAUCUUGGGACCGUACUUCUCGAAACUGACCUCUCUCAAUAUCCCCAUCUCACCAAAGAUCACAGAAUACAAGAGCUUCUAUCCUGCCUGGCAAGCCGAGUUCCCACUCGAGCCCAUGUCCGGCGUUUCAGGUGCAGUCAGUUCCCGGCUCUUCCCCCGGUCAAACUUUGCCUCGGAAACAGGCCGCAACAUAACCUUCAAUGUACUGAGACAAAGCGUCGAAGCUGGCCAGUCGCUCAUCGCAUUCAACAUGGCAACGCGCGGCAGCAACCCGGACAACUCUGUCAACCCCGCAUGGCGCACAUCCGUGUACCACAUCAUCACUGGUAUUUCCGUGAGCUAUAAAGCAUCAAAUACCGACAUCAUGAGCGCGCGCGCUGCGUUGACUAAUGGCACGAUGCAGAAAUGGCGCGACGUCACGCCGGGAAGUGGUGCGUAUCUAAAUGAAGCAGAUCGCCUAGAGCCGAAUUGGCAACAGAGUUUUUGGGGCGACAAGUAUGCGCGAUUGCUUGAAAUCAAGAGGGAAAUGGAUCAUAGGGAUGUGUUCUGGGCGCAUCAUGCGGUGGGGAGCGAGGGCUGGAAGGUUGAGAGUUUUGAUGGGCUGCCGAAUGAAAAUGGGAAGUUAUGUAAGGUUGGUGCAUGA